Acaulospora morrowiae is the source of this 266-nucleotide messenger RNA. Lineage: Eukaryota; Fungi; Glomeromycota; Glomeromycetes; Diversisporales; Acaulosporaceae. The record is from the annotation of a GenBank genome assembly.
GUUUACAUUAAAUUGAUGUCGGAUUGUUGGGACCAUGAUCCCAGGAAUCGACCAAAAGCUUCUGAAUUAAGUAGAAUGCUGGGUGAUUGGGUCGUAGCCAUAUGCGACGAUCCAAAUCCGACAUUGCUUUCCGAACAAUUUGAUGCAGCUGAGGAAAAAAUUUUUGAGAUAUAUGUAGAAAGUAACUCAUUCACUCGCCCGGAAAUUCAUCCGCAAGCAAUAUACACCAGUCGACCGUUGAACUUUAAUAAAUCAUUGUUCGAAGC